UCGAUUUUACUUUCUAUUACUACUAACAACCACGCUUUGGGCUUUCGCUUCGCUUCAUACAACUACAACACCAUCCCUCACCACAUGGCUACUGCUACCAAAAUCCAUCUGUCGGCGCCGACGGACACAGGCGUCUACAGCUCCGGUGUUAGGGAGGAUGCCGCCCGCGCGGCGAGCGAGGUCUUGCAGGAGGAUAUGGCGGCGCAUCAUGUCUUUUUCAAUGACGAGGGAUUCCACAACCACAUCGUCCAUCAAAUCCUCAGCAUCUAUGCGCUCGGUGCGGGCCCCGCAGAGAUCAAAGCGGCCUACAAGCGCAAUGCGAGCUACCAGAGACCGGUGCUCCCAACGGAUGCCAAUCUCGUCCAGGCCAUGCGUGACACGGCUACGUUUAUGCAGUGCUUCGGAAAGGAAGAGAACUAUCCUAAUUUCCUUGCUUUCUUCCAGCAGGAGAUAGAUGCUAAGGGUGUUGGCGAUGUGUUGAAGGAAUAUGUUUUCAAGGGAGAUGAAAGAGCUGAGAGCAUGUUGUCGCGGCUGUAUGCUGGCCUCAUCCACCCGCUAAUCCACCUGGGAUUCGGGCUCGAGUUCAACCAGCCGGCUAUCGUGGCCCAGGCUCUUUCACAAGCAGCGGUCCACGAUGACUGGAUCGGGCGUGCAUUUUUCCUGCCUGCCGAGAAGGUCGCGAACAGCACUGCCACACCUGGACAGAAGUCUCUGCUCGAAAUCCUGGGUGAAAUCCGUGAAGACAAGGCACUGACGGAGAGUGUGCAGUGGGGGGACGCGAAUAAGAUCCGAGAUGGGGUUUUGGCGCGCGCUCCGGAGCAGAUGUUGAACUAUGCUGCCCAGUACCGCGUGGCCGGAGAUCGGAUGAAUGAGGCCUUAGCGGACAUGAUCAACACGGUUGGUGAGUAUUACCUAUUCGUUGUUGUGAAGCCAAUGGACUCUGACCGUGACCAACAAGUCUACUAUACCAGCACCGCGCAGCGGCCAACCAAAGAAAUCCGAAUCGACUUCUUCUACAUCCACUGCGUGAACUCUACGAUUUUCUUCUCGAAGAUCAUCGACCUGCCCUUCUUGGACCAAGCGGCCAAAGUCCGCAUGCUGGAGUGGAAAGGCCGACUGGAUCUCUUGGUGUAUGUGUCUCGUGGCGCGCCGGACCUUCUUCGGAACGAGGUCACCAAUUACCCGGCGAAAGACGAUUGGGGCACCGUCUUUUCGCGCAGCAUCGCUCAUCCCAGUGAUGAUGGGCAUCUUGCCAAACUGGCGCGAGCGGUGGCUCAUGGCCAGAGGGUCUGCCAGCCGUUUGAGAGUCCGCAGAAGAUGCCGAUCUCUGGAGAUAUGUGGCUCAAGAUUGGAAAUAUGGCCGUCGACUCCACUAUUGCAGAGGGUGAGCGGUCGAUGUGGAUCCGCUCCACUGGAUUCGACGAAGCGUGGGCGCGAUUCAAGGGACGCGCCAACAACUUGUGA
Molecule: messenger RNA, 1464 nt
Organism: Penicillium lagena
Lineage: Eukaryota; Fungi; Ascomycota; Eurotiomycetes; Eurotiales; Aspergillaceae
Product: questin oxidase family protein
Exons: 4
Molecular function (GO): oxidoreductase activity
Source: RefSeq, a predicted model, not a curated record